GAGGUGCCGGGCCGGGAGGGGGAGCGAGGCGUGCGCUGGUGCGCAGGCGCAGUGGCCGGACGACGGACCGUGUGUUUCCAAAAUGGCGGCAGCGAUGGAUGUGGAUACCCCGAGCGGCACCAACAGCGGCGCGGGCAAGAAGCGCUUUGAAGUGAAAAAGUGGAAUGCAGUAGCUCUCUGGGCCUGGGAUAUUGUGGUUGAUAACUGUGCCAUCUGCAGGAACCACAUUAUGGAUCUUUGCAUAGAAUGUCAAGCUAACCAGGCGUCUGCUACUUCUGAAGAGUGCACUGUUGCAUGGGGAGUCUGUAACCAUGCUUUUCACUUCCACUGCAUCUCUCGCUGGCUCAAAACACGGCAGGUGUGUCCGUUGGACAACAGAGAGUGGGAAUUCCAAAAGUAUGGGCACUAGAAAGAAUUCUUCCAUCAAGCUCAACUGUUCUGUUAUUCAUUUAAUGACUUGCCCUCCUGUUACUUAAUUAUAAAUUAGAUAGAACUGUGUCUUUUCUGCUUUUUCUUUUCAGUUUGCUAUUCCUGCAGCCAUAUUGUAUUCUGUGUCAAAUAAAAUCCAGUUGGAUUCUAGAACAGAUGCUGUCUCUUGUGUAUGUGAAAAAGUGAACAUAAAUAAAGGGUCCCCUCUUCCUAUGUUGGAAGGCUUCCUUUUGAAAGUGAAAUGUUUGUUCAUUAGAGCAGAGUUGUCCUGUGAGCACAUCGCCUGGUCACGAGGAAUCCUGGUCCACAGCCUGGUCCCUGAUGGCAGUCUUGGGCAAGUCAUCUCUCUGCUCGACUCUCCCCUCUAGAACGGCUCCUAAGAAACUAAAUGGCAUCAUAUGUGCACAGAAAGAAGCUUUGUAAACUGUAAAACCACUAUACAAAUGUUGACUUUGACCAUGUAUGACAUGUUGCUUUCUCAGUUUAGAAAAAUAAACCUGAAAAAAAUCUAAUAUAUAA
Messenger RNA from Canis lupus familiaris (dog), 948 nucleotides. It is a transcript of the gene RBX1, whose product is annotated as ring-box 1. Gene Ontology annotation, cellular component: cullin-RING ubiquitin ligase complex; nucleus. The coding region runs from base 83 to 409 and encodes 108 amino acids. The transcript is spliced from 5 exons. Gene Ontology annotation, biological process: protein ubiquitination; ubiquitin-dependent protein catabolic process. Gene Ontology annotation, molecular function: zinc ion binding; ubiquitin protein ligase activity; cullin family protein binding. Lineage: Eukaryota; Metazoa; Chordata; Mammalia; Carnivora; Canidae. The record is from RefSeq and is a predicted model, not a curated record.